AUGAACUGGCUUUCAGCAAAAUCUCAUGCUCCCAUAAUCAAAAUCACAAUAAAAGAUCCUAAACCAAGUUACACAACAUGGGACCGGAUCGAAGGCACAGUGACGGUGACUGCACCCAAUGACACGAAUGUUAACAAUAUUCAAAUUACAUUCGAAGGUUCAUCCCGAGUAGCUCUACCGCGGCCAAUUACCGAACUCCGUGAACCUACAGCCUGCCACACAUUCCUGAAGCUUCAACAACCCAUUGAAACUCCUAACUCGCCUAUUCAUGUCCCAGAAAGAACUAACAGUUAUCCAUUCUGCUUCGUCAUUCCCGAGGAAUUGCCCCUCGGAUCUUGCAUGCACGAAAAGAGCAAUGGAUGUGUCGAUUAUCGGCAUGCUAAGCUUCCACCAACACUGCGAUUCGCCAACUUGUCUCAGGAACUGUGUCGGAUUGCGUACUCUAUUCGUGCUACGGUUUUCUACCAUAUAGAGAACGAUGGUAAUAACGAAAGAACAACUACAUCUACAAGAGAUCUACGGUUCGUCCCUGCGCAUCAGUCGAACCACCUCCCGCGAAGCCUGCAGACCUUCAUAUCAUUACAACACAACCCGAAGCAGGACGUGAAGAGCAAAGCAUCGCUUUCUCCGUGCAGAUUAUCUGUGGAAGGGUCUUCCGCACAGCUGACGCAGGGGCGCUGUCUUGGGGAUUCCUCGAAUGGCUCCUUCGACGCAUAUCUUACCAUACCACUUCGCUUCGAAGCAACGGGAGAAGCGAAGGCUCCUCGACUACGAAACCUGCAUUGCACGCUCAAGGCUUCAACAUUCUUGGCGACAAGGCCGAGUGUCAAACGGCUCAAGCGUCAUGAGGCGCAAUACCGACAAGCACAUGUCGAGACUAUCGCGAUGCGAUCAGAGGAUAUCUCAUAUACGCAAUGGGUCAGGCAUGAGCCAGCCCCAGGGGACUGUGUUACCGAACAUCAGAGCGGCGACAAGCUAUACUACACAACAUCCAUCCAUCUCCCUAUACGCAUGCCUCGGAAUGGACAUCUCAUACCAUUUUCUACAUGUCUUCUCUCACGAGCCUAUCUUCUCGACAUGCGUAUGUCGUAUUCUACGCCCGAUUCGAAUGGACGUCGUCGAUCGUUGGAAGCUACAUUACCAGUUAACAUUGCGGCGUCUUAUGAGACGUAUAUGGAGAAGAUACCGCUUCGGAAUACACUAGAUGAACUAUGUUUAUCUGAUUGGGGUGCCGAGCCACCACCAUAUCAUGGCCAUGAAUUAUCUCGCUCCAGCGAUGUUGUGUCCUUGAGAAAGGGACAACAUACCGGGGUUUACCACCAUCUGGUGACUUCCUGA
Messenger RNA from Aspergillus piperis CBS 112811, 1338 nucleotides. RefSeq lists its product as uncharacterized. The coding region runs from base 1 to 1338 and encodes 445 amino acids. The record is from RefSeq and is a predicted model, not a curated record. NCBI's taxonomy places the organism in Eukaryota, Fungi, Ascomycota, Eurotiomycetes, Eurotiales, Aspergillaceae. The transcript has 2 exons.